AUGUCGUUCAAGAAGAGUUUCUCUAGUAGCGGCGAGGAGGAGGAGGAGGAGGACGACCCUAUGACAAUGGCAGAAACUAAGGAUGCUCUAGCUGCUUUUCAUAAGAGGAAAGACACUUGCAUGAGAUCUGCUAUAUUACCAAGGAUGAGUUUAAGUUGCUCAACUCUCCGGUAUUUAGCAACAGGAAGGUCUUACGAAGACCUGAAAUUCAGCGUAGCAAUAUCACCACAAGCUUUGGGACGCAUAAUUCCAGAAACAUGCGAAGUUAUAUGGAAGGUAUUAAGGAAAGAAUAUAUGAAGUUCCCACAUUCGAAGGAGGAAUGGUGCCAGAUUGGUCAAGACUUCGAAGAAAUGUGGCAGUUCCCUAAUUGCCUGGGCGCUGUAGACGGGAAACAUGUAGCAAUUGUUCCUCCCCCUAAUUCAGGAUCUUUCUUUUACAGUUACAAAGGAUUUCACAGCAUGGUUCUCAUGGCAGUCGUUAGCGCAAAUUAUGAAUUUAUAUUGUGUGACUUUGGCACUCAUGGGAGAAUUUCGGACGGUGGUGUAAUUGAGAACACGUUUGGGAGAAGUUAG
Messenger RNA from Macrobrachium nipponense, 573 nucleotides. RefSeq lists its product as uncharacterized. The record is from RefSeq and is a predicted model, not a curated record. The coding region runs from base 1 to 573 and encodes 190 amino acids. The transcript is spliced from 3 exons. Lineage: Eukaryota; Metazoa; Arthropoda; Malacostraca; Decapoda; Palaemonidae.